Messenger RNA from Pantherophis guttatus, 2933 nucleotides. It is a transcript of the gene SCOC, whose product is annotated as short coiled-coil protein. NCBI's taxonomy places the organism in Eukaryota, Metazoa, Chordata, Lepidosauria, Squamata, Colubridae. Gene Ontology annotation, cellular component: trans-Golgi network. The record is from RefSeq and is a predicted model, not a curated record.
ACGGCAAGGCGCGUGCGCUACUGGUUGGCCGAGGAAAAGAUCGCGCAGGCGUAGUGGCUGCUUUUGAACUCGGCUGGGGUCGGAGUGCCAGGGUAUCUUGUGGCAGGUGGAACAUAUCUCACAAGAAGUUGAGGACGGAAAGGAUCUAUUUAACAAUGAUGAAUGCGGAUAUGGAUGCUGUUGAGACUGAAAAUCAAGUAGAAUUAGAAGAAAAAACACGACUUAUCAAUCAGGUUUUGGAACUGCAGCAUACACUUGAAGAUCUGUCUGCAAGAGUAGACGCCGUUAAAGAAGAAAAUUUGAAAUUGAAAUCAGAAAAUCAGGUUCUUGGACAAUAUAUAGAAAACCUCAUGUCUGCCUCUAGUGUUUUUCAGACUACUGACACAAAAAGCAAAAGAAAGUAAGGCGCUGCUAACCAAACAAUACCAUUGUACUGCUGCUGCUUUUGUUUGAUUUUAAAUGACAUAAGGCUACAUAAUACUCUAGUUUGUAUCAUCAUUGAAGUUAUGAACAUUUAAUGUUAGUUCUAGACAUCUUAAUUUUUUUAAUGAAUUGGACAGUACAAGUCUGUAAUGUCAGUUUUCAGCAACAUAGGAUAGAGAAAAUAUAUUUAUUACUACCACAGUCUGAAUACAAGUGCUUUUGAAAAUCAGUUCUGCUUUUAUGGUUAGUGUCAUACAUGGCCAAGUACUGUAAUUAUCAUGGUUUUUAUAGUAUUACUAUUUGCUAGCAACAUAAUACAGUGUUGUGCAGAGUGGUAUGAAAAUACUUAUUUGGAAUGAAUUAUUUGCAUGACUUCUGUUAGUUUUCAAAAAAGUUGUACAUUCUCCAUCUCUUCUGCAUCCUCCAGGAAAAUCUAUGCUAAUUCUUCCAGAUGAAGACAUAGUUUAGCUUGUUGAGUGGUGGAAGUUAAUUCUUUUAAAUGAGAGUGUAUAAUGUAUUGCUUGCAAAAUUGUAAAGAGGAAAAAGAGCACUCUAUAGCUUGAUAUACCACUCUGGAAUUAAUAAAUUAUAAUUUUAAAAAUGUCUUAAAAGUUCCUUUCACUUAUUGGGCCAGUAUAGUGUUGCAAUUGUUUUAACUGUGUCCUGUUUACAUAACACUUUGUUACAUAGUAAUAUUAUCAAUUGUGAUGAUACAAACUUGGGAGAAAUAAUCUUGUAACAAUUAAUAGAUAUAUUUAUGAAUUUUCACUAGUUCUAUACUUUUUCUAUAUAAUUCCUACUGACUUAUAAUCACAUUUUAGCACCACAGAUGAUUUGCCUUUCAGUACUAGAAUGAAAUUAGGGUUUUUCAAGCAUGACACACAUCUCUACGAAAAUACUAGCUGCUACAGAGAUGUACCAAAAGGCCUGUCUCUCUGAUACACUUCAAGCAGUUAAAUGUAAUAAGGCUUAUAUAAUAUACUACUUUUCCGGGAUAAGCAAACAAUUUACUUAGAUGUAGGUAGAUGCAUUUACUUAGAUGCAGAUGCACAGUAACAUUUCUGUGAAUAUAUACAAUAAGAAACUAUCUUAAUUUUCAUUAAAGGUGAGCUGUAAGGAAUCAUUUUAUUUUUGCAGACGUGUUUUCAUUAGUCCGAUGUCACUUUGUUGAUAUCAUUAAGAAUGAAAAUUGCAGUCCCAAUGUACUUGGAAGAAGCAAUAAUUAGGUUUUUAGAACAAGAUGUGGAAUGGAAUGGCUUCUGAUUUGAUUGGAUUCUAACAGUUUGGUGUCUUUUUUGCCAUUUUUAAUAGUAGUUUAAGGAUGAUUUAAUUUCUGUUCUAAGCAAAAGUCUACUGUUUUGUAGAUAGAUGAGUAUUUCUGUUUUUGGGAGGAUAUAAAUGGUUCAGAACAGUAUUGUAAUUGGUGCUCAUUUAGUAGGAGGCCUCAAAAAGGUGUCUUUCAGUGAACUAUAUGUGUUCAAUGUUUUUUCUUCUGAUAAAGCCCACUAACAAUAGCACUUAGUCUUAUAUACCGCUUCAGAGUGCUUUACAGCCCUCUCUAAGCAGUUCACAGAGUCAGCCUAUUGCCUCAACAAUCUGGGUCCUCAUUUUACAGACCUCAGAAGGAUGGAAGGUUGAGUCAACCUUGAGCUGGUGAGAAUCGAACUGUGAAACUGAUGGCAGUUGGCAGUCAGCAGAAGUAGCCUCCAGUAAUGCAUUCUAACAACUGUGCUACCGCGGCUCUUAAGAGAUUCUAGAAUUUUUUUCACGCUAUUCUAUGAGGAAGACGUGUUUGAAACUAAUUUCACUUUCCCCAUUUCCAUUAACCUUGUAGUAAGUCAAAUAACCUGUUUAACUAGUGAUUUUCCUAUUCCUUCUUCCUUUGUGGAUGUGAUGCAAGUACAACAUUUCAGAUUCAAAAACAAAUAUUUUGAUUGUGUAGGGAUGGAACUGAUUGGUGAUUAAGUGCCAUUUUUUCUUGAUGAAAUGCAUGGGGAUUCCUCCAAAUGUUCUCCUUUUACAUCACUUAAUCCAUUUGAGAAAAGUAGGAAUGAGAAGGGAAGGGGAACUGCUUGUGAAUAGUUGUGAGUUAAUGUAGAACAAACCAGUAAUCAUCUAGUCUUAGGGCCACAUGAUCAAGAGACCUGAAUUUAAGAGACUCAAUAGAUUAGCAGACACAGAGAUUACUUAGAAUUGACCACAAGAAGUCUAGAAUUUGGAUUCAACCGGUUUUUUGCAACUUCAGUGGCAACUAAGUUAGCAAGCAUUAAUGACACAAAAGUAAAGGACUAUUUGACAAUUUGCUCAUAGGAAUUGUUUCUAACCAGUUUCAGACUAACUCUUACAGCUAGUAAUCUCAGAAAGUGCCAUCUAAAGAGGAUUGUUAAUGUGACACUGAGUUUAAAUGUCCUAGAUGUGAUUGUUACAGGGAACAAAUCCGCCACUGGGGCUUAUGUUCUAAAAAUGUGCUAUCUCAGAAUUUAUAUUAAAUAAAGAUUUUUUUGAGUUUA